Messenger RNA from Chironomus riparius, 588 nucleotides. The record is from the annotation of a GenBank genome assembly. NCBI's taxonomy places the organism in Eukaryota, Metazoa, Arthropoda, Insecta, Diptera, Chironomidae.
AAAAAAACUCCAAGUAGACACAAUAAAUUUUCCUUCAUCUUUUGUAGAUCGAUAAAAAUUGAAAGUCUCUGAAAUUCGUCAUGGCAAGUCAAACUCAAGGAAUUCAGCAAUUGUUGGCUGCUGAGAAGCGUGCAGCUGAAAAGGUUUCAGAGGCUAGGAAGCGCAAACAGAAGCGUUUGAAGCAAGCAAAGGAAGAGGCUCAAGAUGAAAUUGAAAAAUAUCGUCAGGAACGAGAAAGACAAUUUAAAGAGUUUGAAUCGAAGCAUAUGGGCUCACGUGAGGGUGUUGCUGCUAAGAUCGAUGCUGAUACAGUAUUGAGAAUUGGCGAAAUGACCAAGGCAAUAAGUGUUAACAAGAAUUUGGUCAUUCAAGAGAUCCUUCAGUUGGUCUAUGACAUCAAACCAGAAGUUCAUAAGAACUACUUAUUGAAAUUCAAUGACAAGUAAAUUAAAGUUCUAUUAACGUGAUGUGCUACAUUAAAGUUUGUUAAUUGAUUGUAUGUUUAAUGAAUAUGACAAUUUUUGUGCUUAGACGUAGUACUUUAGUGAUGUGGAAUUUUAAUUGUGGGAACUAGUAUGGACUUUUGUA